This is a messenger RNA of Telopea speciosissima, 1548 nucleotides long. Its product is annotated as UDP-xylose transporter 3-like. Gene Ontology annotation, molecular function: antiporter activity; UDP-xylose transmembrane transporter activity. The transcript is spliced from 8 exons. The record is from RefSeq and is a predicted model, not a curated record. Gene Ontology annotation, cellular component: Golgi apparatus. The coding region runs from base 152 to 1210 and encodes 352 amino acids. Lineage: Eukaryota; Viridiplantae; Streptophyta; Magnoliopsida; Proteales; Proteaceae.
AAAUGCCUUAAUUUUUGCAGAAUUUCAUUUAAUUCCUGUCGAAUUGAUUGGAGCUAAUUGGAGUUGCUCUGCUUUCGCUUCUUGAUUCGCCAUUUCUUUGAGGUUGUCAGGAUGAGAUCAAGGGGUUGGUGAUUACAAGACGGAGAAGAAAAUGAGUGAGAGCGAGAGGUUUCAACUUGGCACCGUCGGGGCAUUGUCUCUGUCAGUGGUUUCUUCGGUGUCGAUCGUGAUUUGCAAUAAGGCACUUAUCAGUACUCUAGGUUUCACUUUUGCAACAACUUUGACUAGCUGGCAUCUUCUGGUCACAUUCUGUUCCCUUCAUGUGGCAUUAUGGAUGAAACUGUUUGAACACAAGCCUUUUGAUGCACGAGCUGUUAUGGGCUUUGGCAUACUUAAUGGGAUUUCUAUUGGACUAUUGAAUCUUAGUCUGGGUUUCAACUCUGUGGGCUUCUACCAGAUGACGAAGCUGGCAAUUAUUCCUUGUACUGUUCUUUUGGAGACUCUUUUCUUUAGGAAGAAGUUUAGUAGGAACGUCCAGUUCUCUCUUUCCAUCCUCCUCUUGGGCGUUGGUGUUGCAACUGUGACUGAUCUGCAGCUCAAUGCUCUGGGUUCUAUUUUGUCACUGCUAGCAGUUGCUACAACUUGCAUUGCUCAGAUUAUGACCAACACUAUCCAGAAAAGGUUUAAGGUUUCUUCAACCCAACUUUUGUAUCAGUCUUGCCCUUAUCAAGCCAUGACGUUAUUUAUCGUUGGUCCUUUUCUAGAUGGGCUUCUGACUAAUCAAAAUGUUUUUGCGUUCAAGUAUACACCUCAAGUGUUGGUGUUCAUUGUUCUGUCCUGCCUGAUCUCUGUCUCUGUUAACUUCAGUACAUUUCUUGUAAUUGGAAAGACUUCUCCUGUUACCUAUCAGGUCCUGGGACAUUUGAAAACAUGCCUCGUUCUGGCUUUUGGUUAUGCUUUACUUCGUGACCCAUUUAGCUGGAGGAACAUAUUUGGAAUCCUGAUUGCCGUUGUUGGAAUGAUACUGUAUUCGUACUUCUGCAAUGUUGAGAGUCAGCAAAAAGCUAUUGAAGCAUCUGCCCAGUUGUCACAGGCGAAGGAAAACGAAUCUGAUCCUUUAAUGAGUGUGGAAAAUGGAACUGGGAUUGUGAAUGAUGGUGUUGCUCCAACAGCCCCAGUCUGGAGCUCGAACAAAGAUCUGCAUGCAUAAAGGUUUCUAUACUUCAUUAAUCCACACAACAUGAAAGAGCUUAACAGGCAACUGUUCCAGCAAUGGUGAAGUCAGGAGGAAGGGGAUGGCCUUGAUGAACUGUAUCUACUAAUGGGAGAGAUGAUGUUUUAUUAGAUCAUGGGGGAUCACCAUUGUAAUAGUUAGCAGAGUUGAAAGAAAUGAAUUUAUUUUCCUUAGCAGUUUUGGCUACCAUUUAUAUAUGAUCCAAAGUGCUCCAACAAGCAAUUCUUAAGCUGGAUGCAAUCCCUGUUAAUUUGUCAGUUGAGCGUUAUUGUUCCUAAAAUUGAAAGAAAAAAAAUAUGAUUUGUUAUGAUUAA